Molecule: messenger RNA, 1659 nt
Organism: Bactrocera neohumeralis
Lineage: Eukaryota; Metazoa; Arthropoda; Insecta; Diptera; Tephritidae
Product: collagen alpha-1(I) chain-like
Exons: 1
Coding region: 1-1659 (552 amino acids)
Source: RefSeq, a predicted model, not a curated record
AUGGAGCACCGCACCGGCGCCAUUAUCGGCACCGCCGCCCGCCGCGUGGGCAUCUUGAGCGACGGCGGCACGACGGCCGCCGCGGCACUGGUGGGACCUGGCAGCUAUGAUGUGCCGCCGUUGCCAGCCGGACGCGCCUUCACCUUUCCGCGGGAGAGUAGUAGCGCCUUCGCGAGCGCGCAGAUUGACAUGGAUGUGCCCGGGCCCGGCUUGUAUAACCUUGGCGAGGCCCUGGAUGCGUCGUCCGCGCAGCGGCGGCCGCAAGCAGCGCUGCUCGGGAUGUCCGGCCCGCGCUUUGGCGCGACGGCUGGGGAGGGAGAAAGGCGGGCGUUCCAGGCCCCGGCACCUACAGUCCGCAGAAACCAAGCGGCGGCAGCGCCCCGGUCUUUGGCACCGCGCGGCGUCCGCUGGGUGACGACCAGGAAAGGAAGAAAUCGAGAGGCGUUCAGUCAUGUCGGUCCUGGCAGCUACGAGGUGCAGACUCCAGGUGGCGUGAACGGCACCACCACUGGCGGUUUUAUCGCUCAGGCUCCGCGCACGACCGAUGCGAAUGGCGGCGGCGGCGGCAUCGCUGAUAUUGAGGGAAAGGGGUGGACGCCGUGCCGGGUCCUGGCGCCUACGAGACAGCCGCCUACUACGCCUACAUGGAGGGAAAGCAAGAGAGCCUCGGCGCCGGCGGUGGCCUCGGCGGACUGGCACAGACCGCGCCGCGCCUCACGGAGACAGAGUCCACCAGCCUUCAAAAAAAGGACCUCCCAGGCCCCGGAGCGUACCUGCCUUCAGCUCACCGCCGUUCACGGCGGCGUCCGCGGCGUCGUCUUUGGCAGCGCCUCACGGCAGUCGCCAGAGGCUGCGGACGCGGCAUCGACGGGAGCAACGACGGUUGGUCCGGGCACCUACGAAGUACAGUACGACGCGCAAGAGAAGUCCGCCCCGCGCGUUGUUUUUGGUACCGCCCCGCGCUUGCCGAGCGUCGCAAUGGACGGCGAGCAGGAUCUGCCUGGACCCGGUAGCUACAGCCCACGCGACGGCGAAGGGGCUGGUGGCGGCGGUGGUGGUCCCGCCGCCCUUUUUGGCACAGCGCCGCGCGACCCCACCAAUGAACAAGCAGGGCCGGACGGCGCGGCUGCGGUCCCUGGACCAGGCACCUAUGAGGUCUACGUUACACGAGAGGGACGCGUCCUCUGGCGGGACGUCAAGGGCGCCGUCUCCUUUGGCAAACAAGGGAGCAGCCGCGCCGACGCCGUGGCAAGCGGUGCGAACGGUGUGCCCGGCCCCGGCGCCUACCAACCUGUUCCCACAGACGCGAGCGGUCCGCCAAGUCAUGGGGUUGUGUUUGGCACGGGGCCGGGGCACGACGUUCGCGUCCGUGCCGCGGACGGCGGUGAACACGGCGGCGAGGGGGCCAUGCUCGGACCAGGUGCCUACGACGUGAAGUACGCCGCCAGCCAGCCACAACCACCGGCCUACUCCUUCGGCAAAGCCCCCGCACCGUCGCAAGCGGACGAGGAGAAAGCACAACGAGGGGAGGCGCCGUCUCCCGGCCCAGGCACGUACCUGGCCAUUCCAAGCGUGGAGCGGCUCGCGCACCACGCGGCCCGUUUUGGGACAAGUGCGCGCUUUCCAGCGGAGGGCCGAAGACGCGGCGGCAGAGGGUAA